Molecule: messenger RNA, 1618 nt
Organism: Sitophilus oryzae (rice weevil)
Lineage: Eukaryota; Metazoa; Arthropoda; Insecta; Coleoptera; Curculionidae
Exons: 7
Coding region: 353-1255 (300 amino acids)
Source: RefSeq, a predicted model, not a curated record
AGCAUCCAACACCACCGACCAAACUGCGGAAAGCCGGCAGCGAGUCUACACAUCCAGCAGGCAGCGACGACUUUUCGUCGCUCGUCGUACGAUUCUAGCGGUGGUGGGGAGGGUUUCGGCCGCCCCACGGUUAGUAGUGCACGUCACCGGUUCGUGGCGCGAAGUUUGAAUUUCGCGAGCGAACGGACUAGGAGUUUGUUGAGUUUCUCGCAGUGUUUUUUGGGAUGUUUGUUGAAUCACUGUAAAGUUGGUUAGUGAAAAAAACUGUUGAGGUUGACUUCUGAGGUUCUAGAUAUUUUUUUUCGUUAAAGCUCUCCGGAUCUCGGCAAAGUGUCCUGGAAGAUUUACCGACAUGCUUUCCACGUCGGAUAUCAGAUUUGCUCUGCUCUUCAUCCAGUUGUUUUCCUUAUAUAGAGAGACCUCGUCGCUGAAAUCAAUGGUAAUAAAAGUCCCGGAGGCAGUAAAAUCCGGGGACACAGUCACUCUCAAGUGCGAAUACGACUUGGAAAAUGUCGCAUUGUAUUCCAUAAAGUGGUAUUGGAAUGAUGAAGAGUUCUACAGAUAUAUCCCGAAGGAAUCUCCCCCAUUCAAGGCUUUUCCCGUCAAGCUGGUCAACGUGGACCUCUCUAAGUCUGGUGCGAAUGCUGUCACUCUUAGAGGCGUCCACAGACAGCUGACAGGAGAUUACAAGUGCGAGGUGUCUGCGGAUGGACCCUUAUUCCACACUGACAUUCUGGUGGCCAGGAUGAUCGUGGCAGAAUUGCCGCAUGAUGAUCCUAUAAUGAGUCUACGGGAUACGAAAGUAGAGAUUGGAAAGAAAAUUCAAGUGGAAUGUUUCUCAGCAAGCUCAGACCCGGAAGCUAACUUGACGUGGUUUAUCAAUAACAAAGAGGCCAAAGAUAACAACGAUUUCAUCACGAUCCACCCGACCAAAGUGGAGAAAGAUGCGAUGCUGGAACUGAAAUCGGCAAGGUCCAAGAUCGAAAUCCUGACGAACAAGUCGCACUUUAUACAAGGCGUGAUGACAGUCCGGUGCGUUGGGUCCGUCUAUAAUCUGUGGCACGGAAGCGUGGAGAACUACAUUAGGGACGACUCGCCCAAGUUAGCUCAAGUUCUCGGCUCCACGCUAUCACAAAGUCAAUUAGACCCGAUAUUUGAGCAUCAUGGAAACAAUGCCACAUGGAUGAAGAGAGUCUCCAACUUGAAUCUCUUCCUCUGUCUGAUGUUCUCCAUUUCGAGGAUUGUGUUACGAUGACUCUGGUGUGAUUUAUGUAAGUGAGUCUUGCGGAUUUCGGACGAUUUGGACUUGAAGAGACUUUGUUAAAUGUGUCUAUUGUAUACUUAUCCUCGUGAAUUUCCAGCGCAUAUUUCUUAAGCCAUAAUCGUAGAUAUUGUUGUAGUAUUAAUAGAGAAUCAAAAUAAUAAAUGAAAAAUUGCUCAAACAAUAACGAAAAAGCUCACGUUUAUUUUUAAUUGUUUAACUCAAUCGUUAGUUUGAAUGUGGUGGACAAUUAUUCAGUAUUCAAACCAAACAAAUUUUGGACUUGAAUGGUUUUUAUUUAGUUGAAUUACACAACGUUUCGGUUAAAACUGUUAUCGAGUGUGAACUAAUCUAAAU